Molecule: messenger RNA, 2924 nt
Organism: Fragaria vesca subsp. vesca
Lineage: Eukaryota; Viridiplantae; Streptophyta; Magnoliopsida; Rosales; Rosaceae
Product: ATP-dependent zinc metalloprotease FtsH-like
Exons: 11
Coding region: 1-2655 (884 amino acids)
Biological process (GO): proteolysis
Cellular component (GO): chloroplast thylakoid
Molecular function (GO): ATP hydrolysis activity; metalloendopeptidase activity; ATP binding
Source: RefSeq, a predicted model, not a curated record
AUGGCCUUGCAAUGCCUUCUGGGCUCUUACUCAUCCUCAUCCCUACCCCCAAGUCCCACCCCCAAGACCCCAAAACCCCCACCCAAAUCCUCCAUUUCCUCCCACCUCGCCACCGCUCCCGAUAACGACGACGACGACGACGAAAAGACCAAAAAGCCCAAUUUCGACUUCCUCAGGCUCUCCGUCACUCUAACCGUCAUCUCCGCCUCCCUCCCCCAAACCCCAACCUCACGCGCCGCCGUCAAGGACAAAAAGCCACGCGCCUCCAAGAAAUCCUCCGCCUCCAGAAAAUCCGAAACCUUAUCUCCUCAGGAGCUCCAGUCCUGGUCCCAGGGACUCCCCGUCGUCUCCAACCGCAUCCCCUACACUCAGCUCCUCGAGCUCAGCCGCGAAUCGAAGCUCAAGCACGUCAUCAAGCCGCCGGGGGUCGAAUUGCGGCAGAAGGCCCAGCCGGUCUUGGUUGUUCUAGAAGAUUCGAGAGUGCUGCGCACCGUUUUGCCACCGGCGGUGGCGGACAGGAGGUUCUGGGAGGAAUGGGAGAAGUUGAGCUUGGAGUCCUUGUGCGUCAACGCCUACACGCCGCCGGUGAAGCCGCCGGAGGUGCCGCUGCCGUAUUUGAGUUUCCUGGCGAAAAUGCCGGCGGUGGUAGCGUGGUUAACGAGGACGAGGAAGCCGGCGAAGAAGGAGAGCAAGAGGGCGGCGGAGCUGAGGCAGGCGAGGGAGGCGUUCAAGAUGCAGAGGAAGGAAGAGCUGGAGAGGAUGAGGAGUGAGAGGGAAAUGAUUGAUAGGGCGAUGAAGGCGCAGAAGAAGGAGGAAGAGAGGAGGUUGAGGAGAGAGGCGAGGAAGAAGAAGCACGACGAGUCGUUGAGGGAGGCUCGCCGGAAUUACUUGGAGAUGGCCAAUGUGUGGGCCAAUUUGGCUCAGGACUCGAAUGUGGCCACCGCGCUUGGGUUGGUGUUCUUUUACAUAUUUUACAGGACUGUGGUGUUUAGUUAUAGGAGGCAGAAGAAGGAUUAUGAGGAUAGGUUGAAGAUUGAGCAGGCCGAGGCCGAGGAGAGGAAGAAGAUGAGGGAUUUGGAGAGGAUGGAGGGGAUUGAGGGCGGUGAGGAGGAUGAGGAGGGGGAGCCGGGGAAAGGGGAGCAGAAUCCUUAUAUGAAGAUGGCAAUGCAGUUCAUGAGGUCCGGGGCUCGUGUGAGACGAGCGCAUAAUAAGAGGAUGCCUCAGUAUUUGGAGAGAGGUGUGGAUGUUAAGUUUACGGAUGUUGCGGGGCUUGGGAAGAUCAGGCUUGAGCUUGAGGAGAUUGUCAAGUUCUUCACCCAUGGGGAAAUGUAUAGGAGACGAGGAGUAAAAAUUCCAGGUGGGAUACUUCUUUGUGGCCCUCCUGGAGUGGGGAAGACUUUGCUUGCAAAAGCUGUUGCUGGUGAGGCAGGAGUCAACUUCUUUUCCAUUUCGGCCUCUCAAUUUGUGGAGAUAUAUGUUGGUGUGGGUGCUUCUCGUGUCCGAGCACUUUACCAGGAAGCAAAGGAUAACGCUCCAUCAGUUGUCUUCAUUGAUGAGUUGGAUGCUGUUGGAAGGGAGCGUGGUUUGAUCAAGGGUUCUGGUGGACAAGAACGUGAUGCAACUCUUAACCAGCUUCUUGUUUGCUUGGAUGGGUUUGAAGGAAGAGGGGAAGUGAUCACUAUUGCUUCCACAAAUAGACCAGACAUUCUAGAUCCAGCCCUUGUCAGACCUGGACGAUUUGAUCGGAAGAUAUUUAUCCCUAAGCCUGGUCUUAUAGGUCGCAUUGAAAUUUUGAAGGUCCAUGCGCGCAAGAAACCAAUGGCUGAAGACGUGGACUAUAUGGCUAUUGCAAGUAUGAGUGAUGGAAUGGUUGGUGCGGAGCUAGCUAAUAUAGUCGAGGUUGCUGCAAUCAACAUGAUGCGUGAUGGAAGAACUGAGAUUACUACUGAUGACCUAUUACAAGCUGCACAAAUGGAAGAAAGAGGAAUGCUAGAUAGGAAGGACAGAAGUAUUGUUACAUGGAAGCAAGUAGCGAUUAAUGAAGCAGCGAUGGCUGUUGUUGCUGCAAACUUUCCUGAUCUAAAAAACAUUGAGUUUGUCACAAUUGCUCCUAGAGCUGGUAGGGAAUUGGGUUAUGUUAGGAUGAAGAUGGAUCCUAUCAACUUCAAAGAGGGAACGCUUACUCGGCAAUCCCUACUGGAUCAUAUUACUGUUCAACUAGCACCGCGUGCAGCCGAUGAACUUUGGUUUGGUGAGGGUCAGUUAAGUACAAUAUGGGCUGAAACAGCAGACAAUGCUCGGUCAGCUGCACGGACGUAUGUUCUUAGUGGCCUUUCUGAGAAGAAUUAUGGUCUAUCUAAUUUCUGGGUGGCAGAUCGUCUCAAUGACCUCGACGUGCAGGCAUUGCAGAUUGUCAACAUGUGUUAUGAACGUGCAAAAGAGAUUCUGGAGCAAAACCGAAAGCUCAUGGAUGCUGUGGUCGAUGAACUUGUUAAGAAGAAGAGUCUGACCAAACAAGAUUUCUUUAACCUCGUUGAGUUACAUGGUUCGCUCAAACCUGUACCACCUAGUUUACUUGACAUCCGCGCUGCUAAAAGAAAGCAGUUCCAGGAAAUGAUGAAGCAAAAGGAAUUAGUUUCAGGUAGUAACUUAUGAGCUAGAUGUGGAGAAAAUCGUACAGCACAUUCUUGAUCUUUGACGUGGAAGCAAAGUAAUACAUGAGCUGCUUUUGGUACGUGUAUUGGUCAUUGAUUUUGAGAGCAUGUAUAUCAUGCCCUGAGGAUCGAAUGUAGAUGUGUAAUGCAGAUUAGGAGCAGAUAUAAAACGGAUGGUCAAGUAUAGAAACAUGACAACCUCAUGAGGGGAAACCCUUAAAAAUUCUUUUGUUUGAUUUUGUAAUCUAUAAUUUUUCAAUGGUUUGAUUU